Messenger RNA from Myotis davidii, 2242 nucleotides. It is a transcript of the gene VPS33B, whose product is annotated as vacuolar protein sorting 33 homolog B (yeast). The transcript has 22 exons. NCBI's taxonomy places the organism in Eukaryota, Metazoa, Chordata, Mammalia, Chiroptera, Vespertilionidae. The coding region runs from base 115 to 1965 and encodes 616 amino acids. The record is from RefSeq and is a predicted model, not a curated record. Gene Ontology annotation, cellular component: lysosome; CORVET complex. Gene Ontology annotation, biological process: intracellular protein transport; vesicle-mediated transport.
CUUCCGUGCCCGGCCCUGUAGGAGCCACCCCUGCGCUUACCCGGGGCUGUGCCGGCCUUCCGAGAGCGGAGGGCGACCCUCUUCGGACACCCCGCGGCUCAGGUGACCGCGGCCAUGGCUUUCCCCCACCGGCUGGACGCCCCAGAGCUGCCCGAUUUCUCCAUGCUCAAGAGGCUGGCCCGGGACCAGCUCAUCUAUCUGCUGGAGCAGCUUCCAGGAAAAAAGGACUUGUUCAUUGAGGCCGAUCUCAUGAGCCCUUUGGAUCGAAUCGCCAGCGUCUCCAUCCUAAAGCAACACGAAGUAGACAAGCUGUACAAGGUGGAGAACAAGCCAGUCCUGAGCUCCAGUGAACAAUUGUGCUUCUUGGUCAGACCCCGCAUCAAGAACAUGCGAUACAUAGCCAGUGAGUAUGGCGUGGUGCGCCGUAGAGGAGGGGUGUUUGCUCACCGGCUUCCUUUUCUCUUUCAGUUUUAUGCCUGUGAGAUGGUGCUUGAGGAAGAGGGGAUCUAUGGAGAUGUGAGCUGCGACGAAUGGGCCUUCUCUUUGCUGCCUCUCGAUGUGGAUCUGCUGAGCAUGGAGCUCCCUGAAUUUUUCAGGGACUACUUCCUGGAAGGAGACCAGCGUUGGAUCAACACGGUGGCCCAGGCCUUGCACCUCCUCAGCACUCUCUACGGCCCCUUUCCGAACUGCUACGGGAUCGGCAGGUGCGCCAAGAUGUCACAUGAAUUGUGGAGGAACCUGGAGGAGGAGGAGGACAGUGAAACCAAAGGCCGGAAGCCAGAAAUUGGCCACGUCUUCCUCCUGGACAGAGACGUGGACUUUGUGACGGCACUGUGCUCCCAGGUGGUUUACGAGGGCCUGGUGGACGACACGUUCCGCAUCAAGUGUGGGAGCGUGGACUUUGGCCCAGAAGUCACAUCCUCGGACAAGAGCCUGAAGGUGCUGCUCAACGCCGAGGACAAGGUGUUUCAUGAGAUUCGGAACGAGCACUUCUCCAACGUCUUCGGCUUCCUGAGCCAGAAGGCCCGGAACCUGCAGGCCCAGUACGACCGCCGCCGAGGCAUGGACAUCAAGCAGAUGAAGAACUUCGUGUCUCAGGAGCUGAAGGGCCUGAAGCAGGAGCACCGCCUGCUGAGUCUGCACAUCGGGGCCUGUGAGUCCAUCAUGAAGAAGAAGACCAAGCAGGACUUCCAGGAGCUGAUCAAGACCGAGCAUGCGCUGCUGGAGGGCUUCAGCAUCCGGGACAGCACCAGCUACAUCGAGGAGCACAUCGACCGGCAGGUGUCGCCCAUAGAAAGCCUUCGCCUCAUGUGCCUCUUGUCCAUCACCGAGAAUGGUUUGAUCCCCAAGGAUUACCGAUCCCUGAAAACACAGUAUCUACAGAGCUAUGGCCCCGAGCACCUGCUGACCUUCUCCAACCUGCGGCGCGCGGGGCUCCUGACGGAGCAGGCCCCCGGGGACACCCUCACCGCUGUGGAGAGCAAAGUGAGCAAGCUGGUGACAGACAAGGCCGCAGGAAAGAUCACUGAUGCCUUCAGCUCUCUGGCCAAGAGGAGCAAUUUUCGUGCCAUCAGCAAGAAGCUGAAUUUGAUCCCGCGUGUGGACGGCGAGUACGAUCUGAAGGUGCCACGCGACAUGGCGUAUGUCUUCAGCGGCGCUUAUGUGCCCCUCAGCUGCCGGGUCAUUGAGCAGGUGCUGGAGCGGCGGAGCUGGCAGGGCCUGGAAGAGGUGCUGCGGCUGCUCAACUGCAGUGAGCUGGCCUUCACAGGCGGGACCAAGGACGACAGGGCCCCCAGUGAGUCCCUGCGCCUCAUCCUGGUGGUGUUCCUGGGGGGCUGCACCUUCUCCGAGAUCUCAGCCCUGCGGUUCCUGGGCAGAGAGAAAGGGUUCAGGUUCAUUUUCCUGACAACAGCCGUCACCAACAGCGCUCGCCUCAUGGAGGCCAUGAGCGAGGUGAAAGCCUGAAGCUGCCCCUGGACGCGCUCCCCAGGGGCUGCAGGAGGGGGCGCAGCUGCCGACUCCACGCUCCCCAGCGCCCCCCAGCCACCCUGCUCCAGGCUGGGGAACCGGACUUGUUUGGGAUUUAGGGGACACGUCAGAGGAGGGAGUCGCCCUGCCCAAGGAUGUUUUCCUGUUUUGGUUAUGAAGUGCAGCCCAUGCUGAGAAGACAUGGAGGAGGAGGAUCGUUUGCUACAUCGUGUUUGAGUCUCAUUGUAAAUAAAGCCUCUACGUUCAAAUGUCA